Molecule: messenger RNA, 1226 nt
Organism: Mercurialis annua (annual mercury)
Lineage: Eukaryota; Viridiplantae; Streptophyta; Magnoliopsida; Malpighiales; Euphorbiaceae
Product: pathogenesis-related thaumatin-like protein 3.5
Exons: 2
Coding region: 315-1019 (234 amino acids)
Biological process (GO): defense response
Cellular component (GO): extracellular region
Source: RefSeq, a predicted model, not a curated record
ACAAACAGAAGAUAGCAACAAAAUCAUGUUCCUCAGAAGCUGCAAUUUCACAGGAAUGAUUAGACCAUUUUGAGAAAUUCUAUCAUAGAUAAGUCUAAAAUGUUAGAGCUUAGGUUACCUGUUUUUUCUUAACAAUGAUACACAUGUCAAAACACAAAUUUGUAACAAACUUAGAAUCUAACUAAUUACCACGCUAUAUAAGGUGAUUUGUUGAACCUCCAUCUACAAAUAUGCAACUUUUUCACUCCCUUAUAUAAUCACAGAAAAAAUAACGUCUCGUCUAUUAUAUUCGACAUCAAAAAUAAUUGCAUCUCAUGGCAAAGUGGCAAUUUCUUCUCACUUUGGUUCUCAUAUCUUCCCUAGGAGCUGAAGCUGCAAAAUUUACCCUGCAGAAUAAAUGCAGGUCAACUAUAUGGCCAGGAAGUCUAUCGGGAGGGGGACCUUUAUUAAUCAAUGGUGGGACUAGAUUAAAACCAGGUCAAUCAAUAACUAUCGAUGUACCUCAUAAAUGGUCGGGCCGGUUUUGGGCUCGUACCGGUUGUCAUUUUGAUCGUUCCGGCAAGGGAAAGUGUGCCACAGGUGACUGUGGUGGUUUGAAACAUUGUGGUGGAGUUGGCGGAGUACCGCCAGUCACACUGGCUGAGUUCACCCUAGAUGACCUAAACUUUUAUGAUGUCAGCCUUGUCGACGGCUACAAUGUCCCUAUUUCUAUCUACCCUUAUGGAGGCACUGGUGACUGCAAGAAGGUUGAAUGCUUUGCAAACUUGAAUCCGAGAUGCCCUAAGGAUCUACAGAUGAGAGUUAAUGGAAGGGUUGUGGCGUGCAAGAGCGCAUGUGCAGCAUACAAUACUCCACAAUAUUGUUGCACCGGCGCUUAUGGCUCGCCGCAGACUUGCAAGCCUACAGGUUUUUCAAAGAUAUUCAAGGCUGCUUGUCCUACAUAUUAUAGUUAUGCAUAUGAUGAUGCAACAAGCACAUUUACAUGCAGAUGGGCUAAUUACACAAUUAGGUUUUGUUGAAAUUGUGUGACCGUACGAUCAUUGUAAAGAGAUAUUACAUACAUUAUACAUGUAUUGAUUGAGAAAUAUCUAUAAGAGAAUCCUACUAUGUGAUUCAGGACUAGAAAUGCAGAUCAAAACUGAUUUUAAGGGUUUUGUGUUUGCAGAUAACCACGGAAUACUAUGAAAUGAAUAAAAAUCACAUGAACUUUGGCAUGUUAUUGUCAA